This is a messenger RNA of Brachypodium distachyon (stiff brome), 1156 nucleotides long. RefSeq names its product thioredoxin H4-2. NCBI's taxonomy places the organism in Eukaryota, Viridiplantae, Streptophyta, Magnoliopsida, Poales, Poaceae. The transcript is spliced from 5 exons. The record is from RefSeq and is a predicted model, not a curated record. Bases 466 to 861 code for a protein of 131 amino acids.
UGUAGGUGCUGACGAGGACUCGAGCGGUCGAGCCGAGCAGCGACGCGGGGCGGGGUCACGGGGCUCUCUACGCGGCCGGCCGGGAUCCAAUCAACCGCGUCGUCGUCGUCGUCUUCUUCUUCGUCGUCGCGGUCGCCGCCUCCAGGGGCACGAGACGACCAUAGCACGGCUGCAGAAUAUUCCACGUCCGUUCCCCCUUUCCUCGUCCUCUCCCUCGUCAUCCCCCUUAGCCCAGCCUGCAGCAAUAGAAAAUCCAUCAAAUCGAUCCUCGUCUCCGCCCGCUUUAUUCCGAGAUCGGACAACGCGGGGCGGCGGCGACCAACCCACCGGCGGCCCUCCACCCCCCCCCCCCCCCCCCCCCGGACUCGGGGUUUCCUUUGCGCCAAAAUCUCGCUCCUCCGAUCUCAGGCCUCCAGGGGGCCUUUCAUUAGCGGUGCGUGUUAGUUUGUUGAUUCAAAGUUCACAAUGGGAGGCUGUGUGGGCAAGGAUCGUGGUAUUGUGGAAGAUAAGCUUGAUUACAAAGGAGGGAACGUGCAUAACAUAACAACCAAAGAGGAGUGGGACCAGAAGAUCGAGGAAGCAAAUAAGGAUGGGAAAAUUGUUGUGGCGAAUUUCAGUGCUUCUUGGUGUGGCCCAUGUCGUGUCAUUGCGCCUGUUUAUGGCGACAUGUCAAAGGCUUAUCCUCAACUCAUGUUCUUGACAAUUGACGUUGAUGACCUAAUGGAUUUCAGCUCAACAUGGGACAUCCGUGCAACCCCGACGUUCUUCUUCCUCAAGAACGGGCAGCAGAUCGACAAGCUCGUCGGUGCAAACAGACCUGAGCUUGAGAAGAAAGUGCAAGCUCUUGCCGAGGGCAGUUAAACCGUGCGACAGAACUAGAACCGAGCGAGCUUGGCAUGGCCCAUCCGUGUCGUGUGUGUUUGUGUGUGCGGCCAUGUUUGUGUGUCUUGUGUGCUGCAUGAUAGUUUCUCGGUGUACAGUUUCCGUGCUUUUUUUGAGACGAUGCUUUACAAUGUUGUGCCACACGUAGGCAUGUUCUGAACUUUUAAGAUGAAACUGUGCUGUGCUGGAUUCAGAUAUGUAACAUACUAGUUUUGUGGGAUUUUCAUAUGCCUAAAGAUGGCCUCUCCAGGGUGAGGGUAGGCCUCCCACUAAA